Messenger RNA from Cheilinus undulatus (humphead wrasse), 5657 nucleotides. RefSeq names its product receptor tyrosine kinase-like orphan receptor 2 (gene ror2). Lineage: Eukaryota; Metazoa; Chordata; Actinopteri; Labriformes; Labridae. The transcript is spliced from 9 exons. Gene Ontology annotation, cellular component: signaling receptor complex. Bases 266 to 3064 code for a protein of 932 amino acids. Gene Ontology annotation, biological process: protein phosphorylation; cell surface receptor protein tyrosine kinase signaling pathway; positive regulation of kinase activity. Gene Ontology annotation, molecular function: transmembrane receptor protein tyrosine kinase activity; ATP binding; protein binding. The record is from RefSeq and is a predicted model, not a curated record.
UGCAGGAGCAGCUCUCCCUCUCUCUCUCUCUCUGCUCUACCGGGAUGAACGUGCCUUUGUUUUCCUCCAUGAACCCGCAUCAGUCCCGCAGCUCCAUGUGUGGAUCCUGAACAGAUCCUCCUCUCUGCGGGCUGCUGGAGAAAAAACAUAAGAAGAAGAAGGAAAAAGAGGAGCUAUAACAGCAUACUUCAGCUCCAGAACCUGGAUGAAACCUUCUGUGGUUUAACUUUUUGAUUUUUCCUGCGCUGAAGCGAAGUUUGGCGCUAUGGCUCCUCUUCUCUGGAUGCUUUUCUUGUUUCCAGCUCUGAGAUGUAAAGCAGAUCCCGGACUGUCGGUGGAUUCAGACGCCAUCACUGAAGCUCAGAGUGGAUCUGCUCCUACAGCUGAAGGUAACUUCCUGGAGUUCCAGGAACCAGUCAACAACAUCACUCACUUCCAAGGUCAGACGGCGACGCUCCACUGUAAGGUGUCAGGAAACCCCCGGCCGACCAUCCGCUGGCUGAAGAAUGACGCCCCCGUGGUCCAGGAGCAGGGACGCAUCACUAUCCGCAAGACCGAGGCCGGGUCCAAGCUCCGGAUCCAGGACUUAGACACCACUGACACCGGCUACUACCAGUGUGUCGCCUCAAACUCGCUGAAAGUCAUCUCUGCUACUGGCGUGCUCUACGUCAAGCUGGGUCAGAUGCCCACGCACGGCCCCGAUGAAUUCUCCCGGGACAAAGGCUUCUGUCAGCCAUACAGAGGCAUCGCCUGCGCUCGCUUCCUCGGGAACCAGAGCAUCUACGUGGAGUCGCUGCAGAUGCAGGGCGAGAGUGAGAACCGCAUCACGGCUGCCUUGACCAUGAUCGGCACCUCCACCCACCUGUCCGAUCAGUGCUCCCGCUUCGCCAUCCCGUCCUUCUGCUACUACGUCUUCCCUCUAUGUGACGAAGGCUCCAGGAGCCCCCGUAAGCGUCAGCUCUGCAGGGACGAGUGCGAGGCCCUGGAGAAUGACCUGUGCCACGCCGAGUACACCAUCGCCCGGUCCAACCCCAUGAUCCUCAUGCAGCUGGAGCUGCCUAACUGCAACCUGCUGCCGCGACCAGGGACCAGCGAGGCCAUGUCCUGCAUGAGGAUCGGAGUCCCGCAGGAGAAACUUGGCCCAUACUCGCCGUCCGACCACAGCUGUUAUAAUGGGAGCGGGGCCGACUACAGAGGAACGGUCAGUGUCACUAAAUCAGGCCAUCACUGCCAGCCGUGGAGCGCUCAGUACCCCCACAGCCACCACAUGACCAAGGAACACCCCGAGCUGUGGGGGAGUCACAACUUCUGUCGUAACCCUGGAGGUCAGAUGGAGGCGCCAUGGUGCUUCACGCUGGACCCUCAUGUCAGAGUGGACCUGUGUGACAUCCAGCCCUGCAAGCCUCCAGACAACCCCAGGAAGGAGAUCCUGUUCAUUCUGAUUCCGGCGAUUGCGAUCCCGUUGGUCAUCGCCUGCCUCUUCUUCCUGGUUUGCAUGUGUCGUAACAAACAAAAGGAGUCGAUGGAUUCACCGCCUCGCUGCCAGAUGAGCGGCUCAGCCAAUCAGGACAUGGAGCUGUCUUUGCUGAGUCAGCAGAAACACCAGGCCAAGCUGCGGGAGAUUAACAUGUCUGCUGUGAGGUUUAUGGAGGAGCUGGGCGAGGACCGGUUUGGCAAGGUUUACAAGGGCCACCUGUACGGCACCGCACCUGGAGAGCAGGGCCAGGUGGUCACCAUCAAGACGUUAAAGGACAAAGUUGACUCCACGCUCUGCGAGGAAUUCAGACACGAAGCCAUGGUCCGCUUCCACCUGCAGCACCAGAAUAUCGUCUGCCUGCUGGGCGUGGUCACCAAAGAUCUUCCAAUGAGCAUGAUAUUCUCCUACUCCAGCCUCGGGGAUCUGCACGAGUACCUGGUGAUGCGCUCGCCAAAUUCAGACGUCGGCAGCUCGGAUGAUGACAAGACGGUGAAAUCCACGCUGGAGCAGGCUGACUUCCUCCAUGUCAUCACUCAGAUCGCUGCAGGGAUGGAGUACCUCUCCAGCCAGCAGGUGGUCCAUAAAGAUCUCGCCGCUAGAAAUAUUCUGGUCUUUGACAAACUCAGCGUCAAGAUCCUGGAUCUGGGACUGUUCAGGGAAGUCUACUCUGCCGACUACUACAAUCUCAUGGGGACAAGCCCCUUCCCCAUCCGCUGGAUGUCCCCAGAAGCUAUCAUGUACGGCAAGUUCUCCACCGACUCCGACAUCUGGUCUUAUGGCGUCCUCCUGUGGGAGACUUUCAGCUACGGUCUGCAGCCGUACUGCGGAUACUCCAACCAGGACGUGAUCGAGAUGGUGCAGAGCCACCAGCUGCUCCCGUCUCCGGAUGACUGCCCUGGCUGGAUCUACACCCUCAUGCUGGAGUGUUGGAGCGAGUUCCCAGCAAGAAGGCCUCGAUUCAAGGACAUCCACACCCGUCUGCGCUCCUGGGAGAGUCUGUCCAACUACAACAGCUCCGCUCAGACGUCUGGCACCAGCAACACCACCCAGACCAGCUCCCUCAGCACCAGCCCGGUAAGCAACAUCAGCAUGAGCACAGCCAAUGCAUCGCGCUACACGAGUCCGAAGAAGACCUCGCCGUUCCAUCAGCCCCAGUUCAUGCCCAUGAAGGGCCAAAUGCAUCGCUCAAUGGUGCCUCCACAGCUGUACAUCCCCGUCAACGGAUACCACCCCAUGCCAGCCUACCCCUACCUGCAGAACUUUUACCCCAUGCAAAUCCCCAUGCCCAUGCCCCAGCAGCAGAUGCACCACGCGCCACAGAUGGUCCCCAAAGCCGGCUCACACCACAGCGGCAGUGGAUCCACAUCUACGGGGUACGUCACCACUGCUCCUUCCAAUACCUCGGCCACAGAGCGAGCAGCUCUGCUAAACGAGGACUCCAAGGCCAAUGAGGAUGACAUGGCUGACAGGACGUCCCCGGAAGAGUUAGACCAACACAAGGACUCAUCAGUGCCUGAGACAGAGCUGCUAGGUGACAAUGAUCCUCCACAGACUGAUGAGCUGGUCAUUCACCUAUCAGACACAUAAGCAGGCCGCCUGAAGGACUGUAUGAACUAAUGUGAGCUGUGCAAGACGCGUCAAGUGAAGUGAGCACAGCACAGAGCAGUGACUGAAUGUUUUUGUACAAGUUUCUUAUUUAGUACUGACCCAUUUGAAUGUCAAAUGUCUCACUCUUGUACCUCUCAAACUCCGGUGCCAAUCAAUAAGCAAAACAGAUCAUGCAAUCCUGUGCAGAUGCAUCUUUGGUGUCAGUUUGGACUUCUCUGUUCUUGACGUUGCUGUGCAACACAAACACUUGAGGUUUCCUGGUCUUGAUGGAGUUGUUCCUCCUCUGAUCUCACGGCACAAAAAGCUGCAGCUUCAAAGUCCUUAAGUUUUUAGGAUUCACGUCCCUAACAUCCACCAUUUGAGCUAGAUGAACCCAGAGCUCAGGUUUCUGUCCUGCUAGGUUUGCAGCUUGAGCCUGAACCGGAGUGGCAAUGAUGAUCCACAGACUGAUGAAGCAGCGAAUCAUUAGUUUUGGGUGCACUCACACCAGAGCCAGUCGCCCCAUACUAGUGCUGAAGUCCAGAAUCUCCUGCUGAUCUACAUUUACAACUUGCAAGAAGCAUGCUCUCACAGUCUGCUCAUUGGAGAAACUGGCAGAAAUCAUGUCACUGACUUUGUGGUUCCCUUUGAGUCUUUCUGGCCCAGUAUGACCUUCUUCCUCUCCACCUUAGACAGAGAUGAUUGUCUAGAGGAGUGGUCAUUUUGUUUAUGCUUCACGUCCAUGCUGUUCCACCUGUGCUUGUGCACAAGCAGUUUUACCGUGCCGAAGCCCACCUGUUCCGCCUGUGUCAUGGCCAAGGAAGUGUUUCAUGCUGGAGCACAGGAUGGAGCACUCACAUUGGUCAAACGUGGGCUUUGGUGGUCAGGUGUGCAGUACGGAUGGCCUGGUGUGAGUGCACCCUUUUAGACUGUGCAGAAAUACUUCAGUAAGAGUGCAAAUGUGCAAAGUAGUGACUGAAAAUUUUUGGACAAGUUUCUAGAUAAUGAGUGCAUUUGAUUGUUAAAUGUUUCUGCAGUGUGUACCUCUGAAACCCCGUGUCGCUGAGACUUUUUACAUUUUACAUCAACAUGCAUGCUGAAUAACAGGAUAGCAUGCUGGCUGCACAUUUGUAGCUGCAUUUACACUUUGCAUCAACAAUGUUCAGUGAUGGCCUGAUAUCAGCAUUGCAUUUCCUGCCUCUCUUGCCAACACCAGCCCGUACAUCCUUUCUGCAGCUCUCAGGCUUAUCACAGUCUGUCUAUGUCAGCCCAGCUUGACUGGUCACCAGUCCUCUUGUGUCAAUUUGUCAUUUGAGUCCAAUCAGAGGUUUAUUCACUAAAUAGUAUAUCACAACAUCCUUUAAAGUAUGAGAAAGAAAGCUAUAGAGGUACUGCUAGGCUCUUAGCAUAGCUUGGUAUCCCUGCAUGCAGUGUGCAGUGAAGCUGCUGGUGAUAAGAAUGAAUGGGGAUGAAUUAGCCACAAGCUAAUUGCUAGCAGUGCCUCUUUAACAGCUUUUCUUCCUCAUUCUGUCCUAAAUAAAGCACAUGUGAAUGUACUGUUUAGACUGAGAGGACAAUUCACAAGACAAGUUACGAGGGAGUGGUGAUGUUUCGUUCAUGGAUGAGCCGAUUCAAAGAGCUGACUCCUUCUGUGAGUGACAGGAGUCCGCUCAAAUUUGAGAGACAGCUUCCUUUUUAUUUUUAUUGUUGAUUCAAAGACUAAAAAAAAGGAAAAUGGUACCAAAUGAAGAGCCAUUUGGGAGCUGACAGACCGGCCUUUAUUACUGAACUGAGACAAGUAAUCCAGAUCUCUAAAAAGAUCCCAUCACUCUGAGCGAGGCUGGGCGGGCAUAAAUAACGGCGUGCUUUUGUUUACUAGCAGAUUACAGCAGAUCACGUCAGCUGACGGCUCUUUAAUGUAUGUCAGUACAUCUACACAGCCAAUCCAGUCCAGAUGAAGACCUCCCAGACCAGAUCCCUCUGCAGCCCAGCUGACAGACAUCAAACCGUUCCUGAUAUGCAUUUAGGUGCGUCCACAUAAAACAUUAAGGAUUGCCGCUUGGAUGUUAAUGAGCGGUGUAAACGAGAACUUCCUGAAGAGAACUUCCUGUCCAGUCUUAAAACUGAGACGGUUGACUGUGUGCUAGAGACGAUGCUACCAGAACCCUGAGCAGAACCCAAGUCCUGAUGAUGUUGGAUGAGGGUUUUGGUGGAACUCUCAGUGACCGUUUUCAGUAGUUGUCGAGGGUAUUAUCCUCUGGUUUGUAAAGCCACACCCACAGAAUAACGGCGUAUCUGUGGUGGAUUUUUGAGUCCAAAGCUCUGUGGUUUCUUCUGCUAACAGUCGAACCCCCUGAGGUUUUUCUUUCUGAUGUUGAUGACGGUCACAUGACUUUUGAUAACCAGGAUGUAGAUUUGUAAUUUAUGUACUUUGGUUUAAAUGUCUUCCUUGUUUAUAACUGGUUUUAAUUCUGUUCUCCACCAUGUGUCUUCUGUUUAAGCAGAUGUUUGCUCACCAUGUAAUGUUCUCAUAGAGUCAUAUGAAUAAAACGGGGAGAAGAGAAGGAAAGGAUGUUCUCUGACCUGAUUCCUC